Molecule: messenger RNA, 1558 nt
Organism: Echinops telfairi (small Madagascar hedgehog)
Lineage: Eukaryota; Metazoa; Chordata; Mammalia; Afrosoricida; Tenrecidae
Gene: NIPSNAP2
Product: nipsnap homolog 2
Exons: 5
Coding region: 7-450 (147 amino acids)
Cellular component (GO): mitochondrion
Source: RefSeq, a predicted model, not a curated record
GACUUCAUGAGACUAAUGUUUUCCCACCCCAAGGAAUUUGUGCAAUUCCGUAAGGCAAGAGGCAACAUGCUCCUCUCGAGGAAAAAUCAGCUCCUGUUGGAGUUCAGCUUCUGGAACGAGCCUGCCCCUCGACCAGGACCUAACAUCUAUGAACUCAGGUCUUACCAACUCCGACCCGGAACCAUGAUUGAAUGGGGCAAUUACUGGGCCCGGGCCAUCCGCUUCCGGCAGGACGGUAGUGAAGCUGUGGGCGGAUUCUUCUCUCAGAUCGGCCAGCUCUAUAUGGUGCACCAUCUCUGGGCUUACAAGGAUCUUCAGACCCGGGAAGACAUACGGAACGCCGCGUGGCACAAACAUGGCUGGGAAGAGUUGGUCUAUUACACAGUCCCGCUCAUUCAGGAGAUGGAAUCCAGGAUCAUGAUCCCACAGAAGACCUCGCCCCUCCAGUGAAACGCGAGUCGACGUCUCGUGCCUCCGCUGACCGGCGACAAGUGCUUGGCCUAAGUUAAUCGUAGGGAAUACGCUGUGUAUCAUGUGAAAAUGAAACCCUGAUGUGUAAACUGCUGUACAUAGCUUACAAGGGACCCCUCUCCUGCAGGCUCCCCAUACUCCCCUACAAGGAGACCAGGGCCGAGGGUGACCGGCCCCGGGCCCUCUUGGACAUGCCUCCCAUUUCUGGAACUGCUUCAUAAUACCUCGCCACCCCCACUCCCAGUGUCUGGGCAAAGAGGGCCCAGAUUACAACUUGAAGCAUGCCCAAACAGGACUCCUACCAUGAAAAGAAAAGGAGAGAAAAAAAUCAGCCAUUUCUUAAUUUUUUAAAAAAAGUAAUACGUUCUAUAAUUAUAGAUUGUCAACACUUUUUUUUUUGUAUCAGGAAGAAAUGCCAAUUCCCCCCACCCCACUCCACCCCUUCAUCUUGCAGUAAGAGUUUUUCUGACUCUCAAAAACUAAGAAGAAAUCAAGAGUCCCCAGAACAAGGAACCCAGUUAUUCUCUCACCUGUCCCCAGGCAGCAUAUUAAGUAACUAUUCAUUGGGAAGCAGGCGGGGAUCGGCAAGACCCAGCAAAUCAGGAGCUUGUGUGUCCUCUGGUAUACCCCCAUGUCCUUCCAUGGGGGUGACAGCGACUUAAACCUGCGUGUCCUCUCUGAUUUUUGAAGCAAACACCUUGAAUAGCACUGUUUGUUUCUAAUAUUUUUCUAUAAUGAAAUGAGUAGGCGGAGGGCUUUUCUUUUGUAAGCAGUCAUCUGUGACCAUACACACACACACACACACACACAGUGGUUGUUUUAAUAAGCUCCGAGCAAGAACUCCCAGGAUCAAGGAUGCUGGGCGGUGCAUGUUGGGAUUGAAAUUGGCGUCCAGCCACAUCACUCGUCUAGCUCUGUUUGAUUUUGUUUUUCAAUCAAGUGUGCCAACUCUGUGUCUAAUCAUGUGACAGCCUUGUCUGGGAGUGAGGGUGUGGGAGGGAUCCUAGCUGCCCCUCCACUUACCUCCUGCCCUCAAAUGGAAAACUUUAUGUGUAAAACAGUGUGAAUAAAUCUUAUAUCAAAUGUA